Messenger RNA from Syngnathus typhle (broad-nosed pipefish), 684 nucleotides. Its product is annotated as cAMP-specific 3',5'-cyclic phosphodiesterase 4D-like. NCBI's taxonomy places the organism in Eukaryota, Metazoa, Chordata, Actinopteri, Syngnathiformes, Syngnathidae. The record is from RefSeq and is a predicted model, not a curated record. Bases 347 to 655 code for a protein of 102 amino acids. The transcript has a single exon.
UGCACAACAGCAUUCGAGGAGGGAACAGAGAUGUGCUUUUUGACUUAAAGUUAUUUUUUUCCUUUGCUCAUUAAAAGUUGUGCACAUGCAGAAUUGAUCUUCAAGUGAGCAUGGGAUACCUUUUGCUGGAGUGGGCAUGAAUGUAGAUAUUACUUUGGGCAAAAAUGCAACUUUGGACCUCUUCAAGACCACAUGGAUGUACUGUAGGUCAGUGGAGAGAUAAUUCAUGGAGUUGAGUUUAACAAGCCUUAAAGUUUACCUACACUAAUGCUUUGGCCAAACAUUUGCAUUAGAAAGCACCUUAAGUAUUGUUAAAAAAAAAAAAAAAAAAAAGAACAGGAGUGAAAUGGAGCAAGGCAAAGUGGGGACGCAGCCCUCGGUGGCCGGCGGCAACGUCGGAGCCGCCGGCGUGAGUGCAAAGGCUCCCAAACAUCUGUGGAGGCAGCAGAACCAGGCUGCGCUCUCGCCGCUCCACCACGCUCUCCUUGUGCGCAAGAGCCACCAGCGCGUCAGACAGCGAGGCUUCUCCGACACCGAGCGGUACCUCAAACCACUCAACAUGGACCGGACGUAUGCCGUGGACACGGGACACCGACCCGGACUGAAGAAAUCGCGCAUGUCUUGGCCGUCGUCGUUUCAAGGUCUUCGACGGUAAGCUCCGAGCGUAGUGCGAAAAGGUGGCGG